AUGGAGGAGGACAACGCGAAGCAAACCCUGUUUAGUAAAAAACACAAGCAGAGGAACAGGUUUGAGUGCCAAUUCUGCUGGAGUAAGAAUCGGACGUGCGCUAACAUGCACUUGACCUGGGAAGUAGCACUCCUGGUGGUGCACAUAUUAAUCUUUCCCAUAUUAAUUUUCAAAUUGGUAAUGGACGGAAAACUGGAACACAAGGAAAAAACACUGUUUAGGUCAUUCGAAAGUGGGGGUCAUUUUAUGCAGGGGAUUGUGUUCAUCUUGCUGAUUGUCCCCUUCAAAUUUAACAAAAUGAUCAUAAACUGGAUAUAUAAUCUUGCCAUGAAAAAUGAGACAUGCAUGGAUGAGUGCACACAGCAUCCGUAUCAUCUAACGUAUCAGCAGCUGCACCAACAGCCGGGUGAUAAUAUGGAGGAGAGUAAAAAGGGGAAUUCUCUCUCCAAUAAAGAGGGCGACGAUGCGGGGGUAAGCGAAAAGGGAAAUGAAAGGGACUCUAGUAUGAACACCGCACGCGGUAGUUUCGAUGAUGAUAAUAUAGACCAGCAGGAAGUGGGCGACCGGACGACGAAGAACCAAGUAGUGAAGAACCAAAAAGUGAACAACAAGACAGUGAACAGCCAGGCAGUUGCCGAACAUUUUGCAGACGCGAGUAAAAUGGACACGGGGAAGAGAGACGGUCACGCGGAGUUCAUCCAUAUAGGCUAUGCGAAUAGUGACAGUGUUGGAAACAACAUCGACCACCAGAACGGAAAUGCUGGAAAAAACACCUCCGGGGAGCACUUAACCACGAACAUGCAAAGGACGGGGAUCAAUGGCAGACCACCCUGUGAAAACACAGACAGCAACAUCCCCCUGUGCGAAUCUUUUGUUAACAGCUUGGUCUUUCCACCCAACACCCCAAACCAUUCAAGAGAAAAAAUUCAGUGCUUCUUUAUGUGCGCAAAGCUGUAUGCAAACAAGAAGAGCGCCUUUCUGUUUUUUCUCAAGUAUUUCUUUACCGUCUCCCUGAUGUUUACCUAUCCGUUGUACAAUCUAUGGAAGAGGAAGCGGCGCUACAAAAAUUUCUACUGCUCGUCGUACUUCUCAAAUGCGUUCGACUUCGCAUCGGGUCUACUCAUGGGAUCCUUCUUUGUCUUGUCAUACGGACUUAUGAAUUUUUUUGAUAACCUUUAUAAGAACAGAAAAAAAGAGAAGUUUCAGUUUUUCGAUAACUAUCCUUUUCUGAGGGAAAUGAAGUGCAUAUGUGAUGAGAACGCCCGGCUCAUUUUAUAUAAUAAUCCUCACCUAAGAAAAAUAGGGAUACAGUACCUUAAAUCGUAUAGGACUUACAAGAAAUUUCUUUUCAAGGGCUUUUUCGUUUUGUUCUUUGCCUCGAUGAAGGGCCUUACUGAAUGCCAGUCGUUGGAAACAACGGGGGCUCUGAAGCGUUAA
Messenger RNA from Plasmodium cynomolgi strain B, 1437 nucleotides. RefSeq lists its product as hypothetical. The record is from RefSeq and is a predicted model, not a curated record. Bases 1 to 1437 code for a protein of 478 amino acids. The transcript is spliced from 2 exons. NCBI's taxonomy places the organism in Eukaryota, Apicomplexa, Aconoidasida, Haemosporida, Plasmodiidae.